AUGACAGGAGAAACAACUCCAGAAUUGGAGGAUUUAGAAACCCGCAGCCAUGAGGAUUUGUAUCCAAUCAAAAUUGUGAAUGCUGAGGGGCCAGUGAUUGGGUCCUGUUCUACAUAUCUAAGCAGACAGUGCAUAACUCCAGAGAUCAGGGCAAAUGAUUCACAAACUAGACUGAUACUGAAAGAGGUAGAUGAGAAAGUACUUGUGGGUGGAAUCAGAGUGGUGUUUAACAAAGUAUGGGAGGAGUCUGGUGAUUGUGGCGUCCCAGGACCAGAGGUUUACAGCUCUCUGUGGGGAGGAACUGAACCCCAGCAGUCUCUAGAGCCAAUCAGAGGUCAACUUCUGUAUACUGGAAAGAAUAGGCAGAUCACGAAGAGCAGGGGAGCUGUCUAUUGGUUGCGCCCAAGUCCAUGUUUUACCACACGCUGCAACUCAUCAAACUGGGGAUUGUUAAAAAAGAGUAUCACUGUUUACAACAAAAAGGAACAGAACUCUCUUCGUCGUUUAUUUCACCUGACCCGAUUCUACCAACAUUUCCAAUCCAAGUACCCAAUACUGACCAAUACAGUGGCUAAUUACCUGAACAAUCAACCAAUGAAACGCCAAGAAAUUUCUAAAACAAGACAAGAGUGUGGAAUAGACCAAAAGAGUUUUAAGAAGUUGUACCAAUGCUCGAAGAGGUUUCGAGUGGUUGCUCUGCCGUAUAAUGAGGUGUACCCUGACAGUUCGGAAAGGGAAUGGUACACACAGACGCACUUGUUCCAGGGGCGGAUCCAGGAAUUGCGGUUAUGGGGGCGCCACUUUAUGAAGCAGGGGGUCUGGGGGCCGCCUCAAGGCCGCCAGUGGGUCCAGGGCAAAGCCCUGGUAGGAGUCCAGGGGGCGAAGCCCCCGGAAGCUCCUGGAUUUUACAGGACUUGAAAUAUGUCAUUUUUAAUGAAGUGUAAAAUGACGCAAAUUUUAAGGGUUUCUGGAAAAAUGAAGUUAUCUCAAUAAAGUAAUCAAGAAAUCAUUUUGUCAUUUAUUUCUC
Molecule: messenger RNA, 1027 nt
Organism: Ostrea edulis (European flat oyster)
Lineage: Eukaryota; Metazoa; Mollusca; Bivalvia; Ostreida; Ostreidae
Exons: 8
Coding region: 1-918 (305 amino acids)
Source: RefSeq, a predicted model, not a curated record